AUUAUCGGUGCUUGGUAUUUUUGAUAAAAAUGCUGACUGCAGUCUUAAAACCGAAAACCAAAAAGACCAACCAAGCCGUAAAGGAAAAAAAGCGUGGAGAAAAAAUGUCGACAUAACUGAA
Molecule: messenger RNA, 121 nt
Organism: Racocetra persica
Lineage: Eukaryota; Fungi; Glomeromycota; Glomeromycetes; Diversisporales; Gigasporaceae
Source: the annotation of a GenBank genome assembly